AUGCAUGUGAAUGGAACAGCCUUGCCAGUGACAGUUACACGACGACGAUUUGGACCUUCUAGCAGCAACAGAAGUUCGAGCGUAGACGAACCGUCAUCGGACGACGUGAAGAAAGCUACGACAAAACCAUUUUCAGUCCUGACAAACCUUUCGACAUCACUGUGGUCAUCUACACAACAAAAAUUACUCAACUCUGCGAGUAAUCCAUCUUUUUCCUUCGCAUUUCACGGGAAUAAGAAUUUCCAGUUUAAUUCAACAAACGUUUUCAAAGGACUUGAAGCAAUGCCUUCUCGUGAUCGUACUGUUGAAUUCCGUACUACGGCAAAAUCAUAUCAGAUGAAAGGACAGGGAGUUUGUACCGCAGUAGCAAGAGAACCAAGAUUACAGCAGUCAGUGCAGUUUGCGCAACUUGCAAAGCGUAUAGGACGGGAUUUGAGCUUAACGUGUGCGAAAAUGGAGAAGUUGACGGAGUUAGCUAAACAACGGUCUUUAUUUGAUGACCACAGAAUGGAGGUAGAACAAUUAUCCCAAGUGAUUAAGCAAGACAUAACAGGAUUAAACAAGCAGAUUGCAACACUUCAAGAAUUUUCAAAGAAUAAUAGUAAUUCCAAUAAAAAAAAACAAGGACAGGGCCAUUCACAAUUGAUUGUCGUUGGGUUACAAUCAAAACUUGCAGGUGUUAGCAAAGAUUUUCAGAAUGUAUUGGAGUUAAGGACAGAGAAUCUAAAGGUGCAAAAAUCACGACGGGAGAAAUUUAGUCAAAGUCAGCCGAUGUUUUCAAGAUAUAAUUCUGCCAACACUGGAGGCUCAAUUCUAUUACAAGAUGAAAUAAAAGCUUCAUCAUCGGUAGCAGUUGAUAUCAAUACUUUGGAGCAGCAAAGAUUGCAGGACCAGGUUUAUCUGGUUAAUGAGCAAGAUGCAUAUCUACAUGCUCGAUCAAGUACAAUGGAAAACAUUGAGAGUAGCAUAUCAGAACUUGGUCAGAUAUUUCGUCAGCUUGCUUCUUUGGUCACAGAACAGGGAGAAAUGAUCACUCGAAUUGAUUCAAACGUUGAAGAAACAUCACUGAAUGUUGAAGUUGCACAUACGGAGUUAGUCAAGUAUCUUCAUUCGGUUUCACAGAACCGCUGGUUAAUAAUUAAAGUCUUUGGUAUACUUAUAUUUUUCUUUAUGGUAUUUAUUGUUUUUUUCAAAUAA
Messenger RNA from Thelazia callipaeda (thelaziosis nematode), 1197 nucleotides. The record is from the annotation of a GenBank genome assembly. NCBI's taxonomy places the organism in Eukaryota, Metazoa, Nematoda, Chromadorea, Rhabditida, Thelaziidae.